GCUUGUCAGUAGCCGUCCGACGACCGCUAUCGCGAAGUCGACGUCCACUGAAACUCUUUCAAGUACAUGAAUUGAUAAGUGAAAACUCGGAAACGAUGAACAUUUUACCACCGAAAACGGCGAUGGGAUAACAAAAACCCGCCACCUUUCAUUUAACUCGCACCCUCGCACCUUUUUUUCCCUCCUAAACAUUCCGCUCUUUCAGUACUUAAUACCAAUUUUCGGCAUCCUGUUCUUUUAAGCGGUUAACGAACUCUAAGUUUUGCGGUUUUUUACUAAAUGUGUAUGAGUGAUUCCGUAAUGUUGUGUUUUGUGCACGGAUUUGACGGCAGUAACAAAACGAAGGAUGGAAGGGGGUACAAACCGCCCAAACUGCUGAUGGUCAAGAAGAAGUUGCUUCGCAAAUCUAGGUCAUCAAGUAAUUUUGGAACUAUUGGCGCACGAUCGGCUCCAAGUACGCCACAUGGAUUACUUGGUUCCUCGCCAGGAGGGCUCUCGGAAAAUGUCUCACAACCCUGCAGCCCUCCCGGUUACUCGACUCUUAUCCAACGGAGUCCUAGUCAUACAAUUUUUUCAAAAUACGAUAAGGGCGCUUUAAAACAACUCUCAAGUUCCACACCUGCAAUGACGGCACAGGCACGCUCACCUGAACCUCCAAGUCCGAAAGGGUCCACCAAGGAGGACAAAUUACCGACUACCUCAAAAGCACGACAGAAAAAGUUUCUUAGGCACUUUCCUGCUGUAGAUAUCGACGAAAAAGUAUUAAAUUAUUAUUCCUGUGCUUUAAUAGGUGAUAUUUUACUGCAAGGACAUUUGUAUAUUACAAAAAAUUACUUUGCUUUCUACUCGAACGUAUUCGGCUAUGUUACAAAGUUACUUAUACCGUUAUUAUCAGUACAAAAAAUUACAAAGGAGAAGACGGCAAGAAUUAUACCAAACGCUGUAGGAAUCGCGACAGUGGAAGACAAGCACGUGUUCGGAAGUCUAAUGUCAAGGGAUAGCACCUACAGGCUUAUGACGAAAGUGUGGGAUGCGGCGAGAAAUAAUGCUCAAACUGUUGAAGCUGAACUUUUGGCAGUCAACGCUCCGUCGGAAUGUAGCGAUAGUACAAAAAGUAGUGAAAGUGAUACUGAAUUUAUGGUAGCUGAUUCGGCGAACGGUUUGGUCGAUUCGGUGGAUCCAAAUGCAAGGAUACGUAGAUUGCCUUCGUUGUGGCCUCCCCUCAAUUCUGAACAUUCAAGCAAAGGAGCUAGCGAUGCAGAAAGUAAGAAAUCGAACAUCAACCAUUCAGUUUGGCGUACCUCUAGGAUACUAAAUUUGCCAGCUCAAACUAUAGUAUUAUGUGCAAGCACAUUUCUUCUCUUGCUGCUAUUUUUAUCGGCAGGUAUUUUACUGUACCGGAUAGGACAGGUUCAACAGAAGUACAUUAUGGCUUUACAAGAUAACCACCUGAUGAGUAGUACGGAGGAUGUUUAUGGUGAACUAUUGCAAUGGCAAGCCCAACUACACACAAAAUCGGCGGGGGCCGUUCACAACUUCCUAGAUACAAAUUUAGAUCAAAUUGCGAAAGUGAGGCAGUCCUUAGAAGCUUUAUCAACAUUAUUAACGGUGUCAUCAAAUAAUAAUAGUGUUAAUCGAAACCCUCCAGCCGAACAUACGAACGCGCCAGAAACAAGUUAGCUGGUUCCACUGUACCUUGCCGUUUUUGGAUGUAAGCCUAAACUUUCAAACUGAAAGUCUCGUAGUUGUUGUAAAGUAUUUUUCUUACUUGUUAUCAAAAUUAAUCAGAUCAGUGGUGUUUGAUUAAGUGUGAUAUUUUUUAUUUGUGUUUUAGACAUAGCGACGUUAACGGCGUUAAUGAAUUUUUUGAUAUUUAAAAAAUUCCUAGUAGCGUUUGUUAAAUUGAAGCCUACUUAUUACAUUCCUACUUUUAAGCGUAGUGUUCAAUCUUUCAUUGAAAGAUUAGGUGCUUUGGAAUUAGUUCCUACAUUUAUUUAUUAAAUAGUUUUUUAUGUACAUAUGUAUGUUUUUGUUAAGCUACGCCAUCGUUUUGCUGUUUCGUGUCCUGACUAUGUAGUGUACUACUUAUCAAACAUCCACUGCUAAAUCGCCAUGUAUCUUCAGAAGGGCAAUUAGAUGGCAAACAAACAAAUCUAGUGCUGUUCGUUAUAAAAAUAGCUACUUAUAGGGAAAAGGCUGUAAGAGGUAGUCGAACGUGUGUAGACAUAGUUAAUUGAAAUCCUAUUUGCCAAAACCUCUUUGCCACAAGCUCAUGCCAUAAAUUAGUAUUUCAUAAGUUACUUAUUUCUUGAAACAAAUUACAUUUUAGACAUUGUUUCACGAGUUACAUUAUUUUUGAUAUUUAAACACCAACUAGGCACCUUUAUGAUUAUUUUGCACCAAAGAAUGUAAUUUCCAUUUAAAACUAGUUUAAAACCAACUUCUCAUUGUUGUUCAUUCCGAAACUUUAAAAUACCCUUGCCUUGAAAGGAAGAAGAGGAAGAUCUUAAUCCGCCUAAUUCAAAAUUACUCAAUUUUAAUACUAUUACGCAAUAUGCACAAUAGUUAUAGGUAAUUAAAAAAGUUUUUCGAAAGUUGCUCACUAAAAUCAUUAGCAUAGGUAGUAAGUGCGGAUUUUGACAUACACGAAGAUUUGCAUCUGGUGGCCUAGCAUGUUUUUUUACACCUCUCAUGGGAGCUUUAACUAUAAUGCGCGGAAUUCGUUAAUUCAAGUUAUUAAAAUAAUGGGCAAUAAAAAGACGUAGCAAUUAAAAUUCCUUUUAAAUAUAAUACAAAAAGUUCUCACAGAUUCGCAAAUUUAGAAAAACAAAAUUUUGAGGGUGUUCAUAGCUGCAUGGCCACCACAUUUUACCACAGCAUCGUUUUAUUGACAAAGUGUUACGACGAAAAUUGUAAAUACUUUUUGUAGUACCUAUAAAAUUGACACUUAGUUUAUUUCUAGUUUUAAAUAUAUUUACCAUAAUUGGUAGGGGCAAUAUUAAGAUAAAUGAACUAAAAUAACAUUCGUUAAAUAUUUUGUAGGCAUUCCCAGUUUGAAUUUUAUAGGUAACACAGAAUGGUUUACUUUUCUUUGCAUUGUUUUGUAAUAUAGCAUUUGUUGUAUUUUUUAUCUGAUCGUUUUAUUCUGUACUUGUAUAAGUAAACCUGUGAUAAUUUUGUUUUGCUUAGAUCCCAAUAAAUAUUUU
This is a messenger RNA of Photinus pyralis (common eastern firefly), 3206 nucleotides long. Its product is annotated as GRAM domain-containing protein 2A-like. Gene Ontology annotation, molecular function: sterol transfer activity; sterol binding. Gene Ontology annotation, biological process: intracellular sterol transport. The transcript has 8 exons. The coding region runs from base 280 to 1680 and encodes 466 amino acids. Gene Ontology annotation, cellular component: plasma membrane; endoplasmic reticulum-plasma membrane contact site; endoplasmic reticulum membrane. The record is from RefSeq and is a predicted model, not a curated record. NCBI's taxonomy places the organism in Eukaryota, Metazoa, Arthropoda, Insecta, Coleoptera, Lampyridae.